This is a messenger RNA of Wasmannia auropunctata (little fire ant), 1978 nucleotides long. RefSeq names its product lethal(2)neighbour of Tid protein (gene Alg3). The record is from RefSeq and is a predicted model, not a curated record. Gene Ontology annotation, molecular function: dol-P-Man:Man(5)GlcNAc(2)-PP-Dol alpha-1,3-mannosyltransferase activity. NCBI's taxonomy places the organism in Eukaryota, Metazoa, Arthropoda, Insecta, Hymenoptera, Formicidae. Gene Ontology annotation, cellular component: endoplasmic reticulum. The coding region runs from base 316 to 1614 and encodes 432 amino acids. The transcript has 2 exons.
GUGAAUUCGCGCUUAGAUCCAUGGGUGACGCGCUCAGUGGGAACGCACCCUAAUAACUUUGACUACCGCCUUAUCGUGUAGAUCAGCCUUUAGACACUCGUGCCGAGGAAAACACAAAUUUGUUUCGGUACGUGGAAAACGAAAGGGAAUUAGGGAAGUACUUUUUGUCCCUUUUUGCGGCUCCUGGAGACCGACGAUGAGUACUGACGGUGACGGAUCGUUUCAACGAGCUGAUUUAUCGGACCCGCGAUGAACCGAUUGUAAAGUCUGGCUAACCUCUCGAGGAGUCGCGGAAGAGCGACCGAUCAGGGCGGUAUGGCGCCACGCAGGGAGGUCGUCAACGCCGGCAGGUCUUCGAGGAGAAGUAACAAGAAAUGGCUGGACAAUUACGUGGACUGGAUCUCCGUCUUCGUUUUCGACCCGAAGAAGUUGUCGGUGACAGCGAAACCGUUCAUCUUUCUGGAGAUCAUCUUGAACGUGCUGAUUGUUCAGUUCGUGCCGUACACCGAGAUCGAUUGGCGGGCCUACAUGCAGGAGGUCGAGGGAUUCCUGAACGGCACGACGGACUACUCGAAACUGCGCGGUGACACCGGGCCGCUGGUCUACCCGGCUGGUUUCAUCUACGUCUUCUCCGGUCUCUACUAUUUGACCUCGCGCGGCGCCAACAUAAGGCUGGCGCAGUACUUCUUUGCGGCGCUGUAUGCGGUCACGCUGGUACUAGUCUUCCGGAUUUACGUGCGGACCAAGAAGGUGCCGCCGUAUGUUCCUAUCCUGAUGUGCUGCACCUCCUACAGAGUGCACUCGAUAUUCGUGUUGAGGCUCUUCAACGAUCCAGUAGCGAUGGUGCUGCUGUACGCGUCCAUCAACGCGUUCCUGGACAAUCGCUGGUACUUGGGCAGCGCGCUGUACAGCCUCGCUGUAUCCAUCAAGAUGAACGUCCUGCUGUUCGCUCCGGCGCUUCUCGUUGCCUAUCUGUGCAUACUCGGAACGCUCAAAACGCUGACGCACCUGUCCAUCUGCGCGUUGAUACAGCUGAUCCUCGGUCUUCCGUUCCUGCUGGAGAAUCCGAUCGCUUACGUGAAGGGCGCCUUCAACUUGGGCCGAGUCUUCGAGCACAGAUGGACCGUGAACUGGAGGUUCCUACCCGAGGAGGUGUUCGUACAUCCGUAUCUGCACAUCUCUCUGCUGCUUAUGCACGUGCUGAUGCUGCUGUACUGCGCGCCUGUUUGGAUCACCUACAUGAGGUCGUACGCGAAACUGAAGUACAUGUGGCGGGAGGAGCUGAGGCCGGUGCUGCGUAAGAAGGAGAAAGUGGACAUGUCAACCGUGAAUCAGUUGUUCAUCUAUCCCUUCUUUGUCGCGAAUUUCAUCGGCAUCGUGUUCAGCCGGUCGUUGCACUAUCAGUUCUACGUAUGGUACUACCACACGUUACCGUACAUCGCGUGGUGCACCGAAUACAACACCAUCCUCAAGAUGACCAUCUUGGGUAUGAUAGAGCUGUGCUGGAACACGUAUCCGAGCACGAUAUUCAGCAGCACGGCGUUGCAUCUGUGCCAUAUACUUUUGCUGUACGGUAUCCUCAAAAAUCGAUCGAGUAACGUGAAAGAGAAAUGAACGGGUGCGACACAUGUCAACGACGCAUUUCUGUCUGAAUUCGUAUUUUCCAUGUAAUCUAUGUACUUAAUACGAAGAGUAAACGUUCGCGUUAGUUCAUUUUCAAUGACAUUUAACAUCCAUCAUGUCCCGAUACGAAUAAAUACAUGUGUAUUUAUCCGCGACUUCGUGAUUUGCAUAUAGGAUUAUUCAAGACUGUAUUUACAGACGUGCAAUUAUGUAUGUAUAUGUAAAAUAUAUUCUUUACGUAUACUGAACUUUUAAUGUAUAUUGUUCAUGUAAAUUGUGCAUGUAUAUUCAAUGUAUAUGUAAAAUGUGGUAUUUAUGUAUAUUGAACGGAAUAAAUUGUUAGCGGUGUUAUACA